AUGCGCGGUGACGUUACAGUGACGCCACCACAUUAUUUGUCCAAGCGCUUCCGGCGCAUGCUUAAAGCUGGUCCGUCAUCCGUAAAUUUACGAGAAUUCUCAAGCCAUGUGCUCGAGGUGGGACGCCAGUUAUUGCCAUACAUAAGUGAGGACGAACAAAGCGAGAUUGACGAAAUCUUGCGUCUUUGCUUUGGUGGCGAACGCUAUCGCGAUCUUCUUAAUAACGCAAUGAGCUCAUUGGAAGAGGACACGACGGAAUUUACUCGCAAGCUCACGCAGAACGAGAAGAAAAUUUUUGAUGCUGGGAUUCGUGACGCUAAAGACUUUAUGCAAUGGAAAGGUCGAAAUGCUGAGACAAUUACUGUUGCCUCUGUUGUUCAGAAUUCGCUAAAGAAGCGAAAACUCCAAGGAUAA
Messenger RNA from Plasmopara halstedii, 414 nucleotides. Its product is annotated as dna replication complex gins protein psf3. The transcript has a single exon. Gene Ontology annotation, biological process: mitotic DNA replication initiation. Lineage: Eukaryota; Oomycota; Peronosporomycetes; Peronosporales; Peronosporaceae. The record is from RefSeq and is a predicted model, not a curated record. The coding region runs from base 1 to 414 and encodes 137 amino acids. Gene Ontology annotation, cellular component: GINS complex.